This is a messenger RNA of Gekko japonicus, 4093 nucleotides long. RefSeq names its product zinc finger protein, FOG family member 1 (gene ZFPM1). Gene Ontology annotation, cellular component: nucleus. The record is from RefSeq and is a predicted model, not a curated record. Bases 1 to 4089 code for a protein of 1362 amino acids. The transcript is spliced from 17 exons. Gene Ontology annotation, biological process: heart development; erythrocyte differentiation; negative regulation of transcription by RNA polymerase II. Gene Ontology annotation, molecular function: RNA polymerase II-specific DNA-binding transcription factor binding. Lineage: Eukaryota; Metazoa; Chordata; Lepidosauria; Squamata; Gekkonidae.
AUGGAGCCAGAAGACAGCCGAGACAUCGAGCCGAGGAAUACCGACCCAGAGACUGUCCGGUACCUCCACUGGGGAUGUGUCGCCCGCCUACAUCUCUGGAGUCUGGGGUCUUCCUUCCUCGCCACCGACGGGUUCCUCUUCAUGCUUGUGUUGAACAGAGAGCAUCGUGAGAAUGGUGUGGGGGCCCUGUCUGGGGAUCUCUUGUGGCGGCAGGAGGCCUUUUGGCUCACGGUUGUCGAGAUGACCUUUGGGCUGACCUUUGCCCUGUUGCCUUUGAAUCUCAACUUGCCGGACUAUGAUGGCAGUGCAGACUCUGGGCAGUCACUGCCCAUCAGAGUAGACAGUGCUGACCUUGAUAAACCCAGGGAAGUUUCAGAUGUUCCAUCUCUGUAUCCCAUCUCAGGUACCUUUGGUGAAAUGGAGGAGGGAGACGAAGCGCCUCUGGAGGACAACAGCCACGUGGAGAGAGAGGGCGGUGCCUCGGACCACGAGGGCUCCGUGGACGGUGAUUCGUCCAGUUCCCCUUGCAGUGAAGAGGCAGAGCCCAAAGAGAAUUCAGCCAGUCCGAAGGAGCCCGAUAAGCAAGAAAUUCCGGAGGAGCCGCAGGAGCCGAAUCCGUGGAAUGGGCCAGAAUGCUGCAGCCGCAAGCCGGUUUCUCUAAGCAAGCUGGUGCUGACGGGCCAAGAGUCCUUCCUGGCGUUGAGUCAGGCUAGAAAGGGACAUGAGUCUCUGGCUGCCUCGAUGGUAGUUUUGCGUUCUUUCCCUUUCUCCGAAGCCUUCCCCGAAAACUCCUGCCGUGGAGUCGGUGGCUGGCGCCGCGCUUGGGGUGGGCAGACAGGCCCCAUUGCUACACAGGCUUGCCCGCCCUGCCAGCUGCAGCCGUCCGCGGGCAAUGACGACUGGUGUGGUGGUGGCAUGGUGAGUCUCGACCUCCUUACCAGAUCGUUGGGCCUGUCUGUCGCCUCGCAGCACACCGAGGGUGAGCUGGAGUUGGCAGCAUCGGAGGGCGAGAGCAAAGUCAUUGCCAGGCAGAACGUGCCCGAGGGUUUGUCCUGGGGUCCCUACCGGGGGAACAUCCACGCUGAACCAGCGCCUUCUCCAGGGCACGGCGAGAUGCCGAACCCACCCGUGACCCUGGUGUUAGAGGAUGAGAACUGCUGGAUCGCCAAGCUGCCUUCGGUUUCCGGAGAAGGAGAGGCUAAUGUGGUGAUCUACAAAAAGGACGAUGCGAUCUGGUGCAAGACCGCCAAGGCCAUCCCAGAGGGAGAACCCCUGAAGGUGUUCGUCAUGGCUGAGCCGAUGGGCAUCCCCAACCACGCGGUGAAAUCGGAGCCCGGGGACCUGGCUUGCCCGGCAGUUCUGCCCUCUGAAAUACAACUCCUCCCACAGCAGGCGGGCAUGGCUGCUAUCCUGGCGACGGCCGUUGUGAACAAGGACGUCUUUCCUUGCAAAGACUGCGGCAUUUGGUACCGCAGCGAGCGUAACCUGCAGGCCCACCUCAUGUACUACUGCGCCAGCCGCCAGAACGUUGUGUCGCCCGCGGUGGACGAGAAGCCGAAGGAGGCCUACCCCAACGAGCGGGUCUGCCCCUUCCCCCAGUGCAAGAAGAGCUGCCCCAGCGCCAGCUCCCUGGAAAUCCACAUGCGCAGCCACAGUGGGGAGAGGCCUUUUGUCUGCCUGAUCUGCUUCUCGGCCUUCACCACAAAAGCCAACUGUGAGCGUCACCUGAAGGUUCACACCGACACGCUGAACGGAAUCUGCCACAGCUGCGGCUUCAUCUCCACCACCCGAGACAUCCUCUACAGCCACCUGGUGACCAACCACAUGAUCUGCCAGCCGGGCUCCAAGGGAGAGGUCUAUUCCCCGGGCUCCUCGGUCCCAGCCACGAAAACGCUCACCCCAGGUCUGAGCACGCCGGGCCCGGCCCCCACGCUCAAGUGCACCUUCUGCGGCUAUGUGGCUGACAGUUUGCCCGGCCUUCAACAGCACGUGGUUUUGCACAGCGCCCCGGCAGCGGUUCUGCCCGCCUCAGAGCCCAAAGCGGCCCCAAACCGGCCACAGACACCCGCCAAGCUGGUGAAGGUGCCCCCUGCUGAGGAAGCAGAGGGUGGCUCCCCGCCGCAAGAAGGAAGUUCCGCAGCCCUCGUGAGCGACGCGGCUCCUUCAGUGCGGGUCAAGGAGGAGCCUCUAGAUGAGGGGGAAGGCCCCACGCAGAUCUCCCCAGCGGGAUCGGCCACCGCCCUGGAGCCAGAGCCCAACGCCUCCUCGAGAACGUCUUCUCCACACAGCCUGCCGCCCGUGAAGGUGAAAUCUGAGAUGGCCAGCCCCACGCCCGGGUCCAGCCCGGUGCCCAGCGAGUCCGGGUCGGGCACGUCGGGGGGCACGAUCUUCCUGCCGCAGUAUGUGUUUGGCCACGAGGCCACCGUGGUCCCCCAGGCGUCGGAGAUAUUGGCGAAGAUGUCGGAACUGGUGCACAGCCGCCUGAAGCAGGGCCACGGCGGCGUGCCUCCCACCCUCUUCCCGGGCACCCCAGUGCCCAAGGGGGCCACAUGCUUCGAGUGCGAGAUCACGUUCAACAACAUCAACAACUACUACGUCCACAAGCGGCUGUAUUGCUCCAGCCGCCGCGUGGCGGAGGAGAGCCCGCCCGGACCCCGCAAGCUGAAAGCUGCCCCGGCCUCCGCCCCGAAAGGCCCCCCCGCCCCCGGGGUGCUCCUAUCCCCCCCGGGUCCUGGAGAGAGCGGGGCGAAAGCCAGCCCCUCCCCGGAGGCCGACGGGGCCGGGCGCACGAGCGAGGACAGCCAGAGCCCCGGGGGCAGCUCCGUGGAGGAGCCCGACGACGACCCCAGCCGGACGGUGUGCGAAGCCUGCAACAUCCGCUUCAGCCGUCACGAGACCUACAUGGUUCACAAGCGCUACUACUGCGCGUCCCGCCAUGACCCGCCUCUGCGCCGGAGCAGCACCGCCGGCAAGGUGCCCUUCCUGCCGCAGCCAAUCCGCACCCGCAAGCGGCGCAAGCUGUACGAGAUCCACGGCACCGCCAGCCAGCCCGGCAGCACGUUGGACGUCCCACGCCCCGAGGCGCCCCCCGUGGUACCAGCCCUCAUUGCCAUGGUCAAGACCACCCCCUCGCCCAGUUCGAGCCCCGACGCCGAGGGACCCAUCGACCUGAGCAAGAAACCUCGGCUGCAUGGUGGGGACGUGCUGCCGGCCUCUCUGCUGCCCCUGGCGGACUACCACGAGUGCACGGCUUGCCGCAUCAGUUUCCACAGCCUGGACAGCUACCUGGCCCACAAGAAGUACUACUGCCCGGCCACCCCUCUGCAGCCCGGCACGCUCGAGCAGCUGCAGAAGAUCAAGGGGGCCGUCCCGCCCCUCCUGAAACCCCGGGGCAGCCCCGACCGGCUGAGCGAGGAGCACGACGGGGUGCCGGUCAAAGUGGAGAAGGCGGCGGCUUCCGUGAGCCCCGUGGCCCCGCCGGCCCCCUAUCCCGGCCUGGACUCACUUCAGCAGCGCUACCUGGAUGCCAAAGCCCUGCACCUCCACGCCGCCAAGGUGCCCCUGGCCGUGUGCCCCUACUGCCCGCUGAACGGGGCCGUCAAAGGGGACCUGGCCGAGCACUUCCGCAACGCCCACGGCCUCUUUGUCGCCAAAACCGUGCCUGGUGCCACGUUGAUCGAGGCCGCGCGGACGCUGGCCGAGAGCAGUUUGCUCCCCCCCCUCCCCGCCGCCUCCCCGCCACAGCCCCUCCCUCGGUUGCGCAAGGACAGCUUCAACGGCAAAGAGGCCUCCGUCCCGUCGGUGUCCAACGGGAGCCCGCGGCCCACCGUCUCCCCCCAGCCCAUCCUCCCCAUCUCCCCUUCCCUCCCCUUGACCGUCUCCCCCCUGCCGGAGGCUCCUCCCCGCCCCCCUCCCGGGUAUACGGACAAAAGUGUGCAGACCCCGCCCGGCAAAGGGCCCCCCGCCCCCGUCGCCAAUGGCAACCACAGGUACUGUCGCCUGUGCAAUAUCAAAUUCAGCAGCCUGUCGACUUUCAUCGCCCACAAGAAGUAUUACUGUUCUUCACACGCUGCUGAACACGUCAAAUAGCACU